AUGACGCUGUCGGAGGUGCAAGCGCGCGUGGCGGCGCUGAACUCGUCGGUGCAGAGCAUGCAGACGGAGGUGCAGAACGCCGUCAUGCUCACCGCCGAGAUCUGGCGCAUCACGGCCGGCGUGUUCGUGUUCCUCAUGCAGGUGCGACUCAACAAGCUGAACUCGUCGGUGCAGAGCAUGCAGACGGAGGUGCAGAACGCCGUCAUGCUCACCGCCGAGAUCUGGCGCAUCACCGCUGGCGUGUUCGUGUUCCUCAUGCAGGUGCGUGGACUCAACACGCUGAACGCGUCGGUGCAGAGCAUGCACACCGAGGUGGAAAACGCCGACAUGCUCACCGCUUUGAUCUGGCGCACCACGGCCGGCGUCUCUGUGCCACAGAG
This is a messenger RNA of Closterium sp. Yama58-4, 380 nucleotides long. Lineage: Eukaryota; Viridiplantae; Streptophyta; Zygnematophyceae; Desmidiales; Closteriaceae. The record is from the annotation of a GenBank genome assembly.